Molecule: messenger RNA, 1528 nt
Organism: Tuber melanosporum (Perigord truffle)
Lineage: Eukaryota; Fungi; Ascomycota; Pezizomycetes; Pezizales; Tuberaceae
Exons: 10
Coding region: 279-1364 (361 amino acids)
Molecular function (GO): methyltransferase activity
Source: RefSeq, a predicted model, not a curated record
GGAUCGAGUUGACCAGUCUGUCGGAAUCCUCAGAUUCCUUACUUUUAUUCGUUGCUUUUAUUGCCCCAACCCACCCACCUUCAAACCCCACGUUUAACUUAUAGCUUGUCUGUUCGGUAGCAAAGAAGUAUUCGCGUUUGAGAUUGAUUUAGCCAGCAGAGUAAAUCACAUUAUCGGAGCCUUCAAACCCUUGGACAGGGCCGGAAUAUAGAGAGGGCAAUUGGUCUGGAAAAGGAUACAAUCUCUCUCAAAGUCGCGCGCUCUCUGAGCCUUCCACGAUGGCGGCUGAGGGCGUAACGGGCCAGGCUGUCAGGGACACGUCUGUCAGGCACGACUACAACCACGAUGAUGACUGUAAACGGUCCGAAUACGAGCUCAGCGCUUUUGAUGGCUCGGUUUUUGACUCUGAUGCUGGCAGCAUUGCUUCGUCAAUGUCUUCUGCAGUGAGGUCGAAUUCGUCCAUUCUAUCCAAUGUUGGGAAUUACAAGUUUGAGCACAACCGGCGUUACCACUCAUAUCGUGAAGGGAAUUGGGUGCUGCCAAAUGAUCAGCAAGAACAAGACAGAAUGGAUAUCUUCCAUCAGAUGGCUCUCCUGAGAAUGGAUGAUAAAUUACAUCUUGCACCGUUGGAGAACCCGAGGAGGAUAUUGGACAUUGGAACUGGGACUGGAAUCUGGGCGAUUGAGAUGGCCUUCAAAUACCCAAAUGCUCGGAUCAUUGGAACAGAUCUAUCUCCGAUACAAGUUUCACCACCAGCCAAUUGCUCAUUUGAGGUGGAGGACGCUGAUUCGGAGUGGGUUUACCCAACAAAUAACUUUGACAUGAUCCAUACUCGCCAGUUGUUAGGAGGAAUCUGUGAUUGGCGAAGGUUCUUUGAACAGGCAUAUGCACAUGCUCGACCGGGUGGGUGGCUGGAACUACAAGAAACACCACCAGAGAUUCAUACCGACGGCCCCGCGCCGCCUGCUGAUCUUCCAUUUUUGCGCAUUUUCUCACUCUUUGCCGAAGCAUCCGCCACUACCAGUCGUCCAUUUGUCGACCAGGUAUCUCAAUUUGCUUCCCAUAUGGAAGCAGUGGGUUUUGUGGAUGUGACGUCGGAAUCUCGUCGCCUUCCGCUAGGCACUUGGUCAACUGAUCCCACAGAAAAAGAAAUUGGACGCUACAAUGUGCUCAACUUUGUUGAAGGCAUGGAAGCGUAUACCCUUGCAUUAUUCACGCGGGUGCUAGGGAUGACGGCUGAACAAGUUCGGUCAUUAAUAGAUGAAGCAAAGAAGGACGUAUGCAACCGAAAACGAAGGUGGUACUUUGAUCUGGUAAUCGUGCGCGGAAGGAAGCCCUAUACGGACGAGGUUGUUUCAACUUAGACCCAUCUUUAAUGGUUUGGUCUUUUUUUUUUUUUUUUUUUUUUUUGGGAGGGGGAAAGGUCUGGCGUAUCGGAGUCAUCACUGUUACCAUACAUUGUUCAUAUUUGUUCAUAUCAUCGUGUCAUUAGACUAAAGAAAUAAUGAUUUAUAGCUAUUAUCCCUUC